Molecule: messenger RNA, 651 nt
Organism: Aspergillus wentii DTO 134E9
Lineage: Eukaryota; Fungi; Ascomycota; Eurotiomycetes; Eurotiales; Aspergillaceae
Exons: 1
Coding region: 119-472 (117 amino acids)
Source: RefSeq, a predicted model, not a curated record
AUAUGGCAUCCACACUAUUGAAAAAUAAACCGUUCACUUGGGCUAUCAGCCUCUCGUUUUGAUUAAACUCGGAUAUCAGUAACCAUUGCCCACCAAAUUGCCAGACUAUGUCGGCUUUAUGGGGCCCAGUAAACUGGAUAAUCAUGAACAAGAGCAGUUCCUCAUCCGAGGGACGAUCAUGUUGCGUGGUAUGUAUGUUUGGGAGGGGGGACUGCCACUUUCCAACAACGUUCUGAACGCACUGCUGUAUACUUCAAGCCUUCUACAAGCUGCUUAUUCUCUGAGAGUGACCCUGGCCACGAAUGUGCAAGACAUCAGACCGUGUCCAAGGAAUCAGCGCAAGUUGCACAUGGCCCAAAAACAUCAUAUCAGGCAACUUGAUGAAGUAAUAGAAAUACCCCUAAGCCGCAAGAUUAACAGGGAUGAACGGACAAGUAACGAGAAACGUAUUAGACGAGAAAUACAAAAAUAAACUUGGAAGAAGGAAAAAACAUACAACAGCAGGGAUUCGCUGGUGGUCACCCACCCAACUACUAACCUGCCGGCGUGUGGCUUAAGUACGGCUGAGCGGACGGGAAGCCCUGUUCUCCACACCCUGUGGUCGUAUGUACUGUCUUUCUAUGAACUGGGAAUCAUAUUGCUUGCAAAUCA